Messenger RNA from Penicillium daleae, 3147 nucleotides. It is a transcript of the gene cym1, whose product is annotated as pitrilysin family metalloprotease cym1. Gene Ontology annotation, molecular function: metal ion binding. Gene Ontology annotation, biological process: protein processing. NCBI's taxonomy places the organism in Eukaryota, Fungi, Ascomycota, Eurotiomycetes, Eurotiales, Aspergillaceae. The coding region runs from base 1 to 3147 and encodes 1048 amino acids. The record is from RefSeq and is a predicted model, not a curated record. Gene Ontology annotation, cellular component: mitochondrial matrix. The transcript is spliced from 2 exons.
AUGCUACGCUCAUCUAUGGGCCUGGGCAGAGCCCGGGUCCCGUCUUUGCGCCAACCGAUCCCUGGCCGUUUCUCCAAACUGAACUCGGUGCUUUCACGGCCACUGGGGGCUACGAGGCUGGCAUCUACAGUCACUGACCUUGAAAGCUUUCCUGCUGUUGGUGAGAAGCUUCAUGGAUUUACCGUUCGGGAGAAGAAACAUGUCCCGGAGCUACAUUUGACCGCAGUGCGGCUCACCCAUGACAAAACCGAUGCGGACUACCUACAUGUGGCUCGGGAUGACAAGAACAAUGUCUUUGGUAUUGGCUUCAAAACUAACCCUCCCGAUGCGACGGGUGUACCGCAUAUUCUGGAGCACACCACCCUGUGUGGAAGUGAGAAGUAUCCUAUUCGCGACCCCUUCUUUAAGAUGCUCCCACGCUCUCUCUCAAACUUCAUGAAUGCCUUCACCUCCUCCGAUCACACCACAUACCCUUUCGCGACGACCAACUCGCAAGACUUCCAAAAUCUUCUGUCCGUAUACCUAGACGCGACUCUUCACCCCCUGCUGAAGGCCGAUGAUUUCCGGCAAGAGGGCUGGCGGCUGGGCCCCGAGGAUCCACGUGCUCUCCUGCCAGUGGAAGGACAGCCCGAGACAAAAGCCCAACUGGAAGACAUUGUGUUCAAGGGCGUUGUCUACAAUGAGAUGAAGGGCCAGAUUUCGGAUUCCAACUACCUCUACUACAUUCGAUUCAAAGAGAGCAUUAUUCCAGCUCUCAACAACUCAGGUGGUGACCCGGAGUAUAUCACGGAUCUUACCCACCAGCAGUUGGUGGAGUUCUCGAAGCGUAACUACCACCCGAGCAACUCCAAGAUUUUGACUUAUGGAGAUAUGCCUCUUACCCGUCACUUGGAUCAGAUUGGAGCUGUCUUGGACGGGUUCAACAAAGGUGAAACCAAUACCGACGUGAAGCUGCCUCUCGAUCUAAGCCAAGGCUUGAACAUCACGGUACCCGGGCCUAUCGACACCUUUGCGAGCGAGGACAAGCAACACAAGACAUCCACAUCCUGGUAUAUGGGAGACUCAACGGAUACCGUUGAAACAUUCUCCGUUGGAAUCAUCUCCUCUCUCUUCCUCGAUGGCUAUGGCUCGCCCAUGUAUCGAGCUCUGAUUGAAAGUGGCCUGGGAUCUUCCUUUACCCCCAACACUGGCUUGGAUUCCUCUGGCAAGGUCCCGAUAUUUUCCAUCGGUGUUACCGGUGUUAAUGAAGUGGAGGCUCCCACUGUCAAGGAUGUGAUCCAGAAGACUUUCCGAGAGUCUGUCCAGGCUGGGUUCAGCGAAGAGAAGGUCCGUGGCUUCCUUCACCAGUUGGAGCUUUCUCUACGUCACAAGACCGCCAAUUUCGGCAUUGGUGUGAUGGAAAAAACUAUUUCCUCCUGGUUCAAUGGUGCCAACCCAAUGAAGGAGCUUGCAUGGAACGACGUCAUUGAGGAAUUCAAGAGGAGAUUUGAGAAGCCUGGCUAUCUUGAAUCUUUGGUGGAGAAGUACCUUCUCAAUGAUCAGUGUAUGACUUUCACGAUGGUUGGUACCCCGACCUUCAACAAGGAGCUUGAUCAGAAGGAGGUUGUGCGCAAGGAAACGAAGCUCGCUCAGCUGAUCGAGGAGCAUGGCUCAGUCGAAAAUGCUGUGGAAAAUCUCAGUCAGGCAGAGCUGCAGCUGCUGAAAGUCCAAGAGGAUGCUCACAAGGCCGACCUGAGUUGUCUUCCUACCUUGCGAGUCAAGGACAUUUCUCGCGAGAAGGAGCGCAAGACCGUGCGCGAGUCGAAAAUUGACGAUACGGAAGUUGUCUGGCGUGAGGCUCCCACCAACGGGUUAACCUAUUUCCAAGCCGUGAACGCUCUCCAGGAUCUUCCAGAUGACCUGCGACUUUUGAUGCCGCUUUUCAAUGACUGUGUCAUGCGGCUGGGCACCGCAAACCGCUCGAUGGAACAGUGGGAGGAUCUUAUCAAGCUGAAGAGCGGCGGCAUCUCCACUUCGUCCUUCCUCGUAUCUUCUCCGACUCAGCUCGAUCAGUUCAAGGAAGGAAUGCAGUUCUCCGGCUUUGCCUUGGACAACAACAUUCCCGAGAUGCUGGAUAUGCUCUCAACUCUGGUCACGGAGACUGACUUCUCAAACCCCGCCGCCCCUGCUAUGAUCCAGGAGCUCCUACGUCUGACCACGAACGGAGCUUUAGACUCUGUUGCUUCGACAGGUCACCGCUUCGCUGUGAACGCCGCAGCGGCUAAUCUCUCCCGCAGCCUAUGGAUUCAGGAACAACAAUCCGGUCUGGAGCAGCUGCAAGCUACUGCAAACCUCCUCCGCGACGCUGAAACCUCACCUGAGCGCCUUCAGGAAUUGAUUGAUAAGCUACGUCUGAUCCAGUCCUUUGCUAUCUCGAGGUCGUCUAGCCUCCGUGUUCGCAUGGUCUGCGAGCCUGAGAGUGCUGCUCGAAAUGAGUCUGUCCUGCAGAAGUGGCUAUCUGGAUUGCCACAGGUCUCUUCGCCACGCGCAUCUGCUGCACCAUCAUUCAAGUCCGUCGACAAGGCUUUCUAUGACCUUCCCUACAAGGUCUACUACUCUGGUCAGGCUAUGCAAACUGUGCCAUUCACCGACCCUGCUAGCGCACCCCUCACCGUGCUCUCGCAGAUGCUCACGCACAACUAUCUCCACCCAGAAAUUCGCGAGAAGGGUGGUGCUUACGGAGCGGGUGCUAGCAACGGCCCGCUCAAGGGUAUCUUCACCUUCAUGAGUUACCGAGAUCCCAACCCUACAAACUCUUUGAAGGUCUUCCAAAAUAGCGGUAUCUUCGCUAGAGAUCGUGCUUGGUCUGAGCGGGAGAUCGAGGAGGCUAAGCUUGGCAUCUUCCAGGGUCUGGAUGCGCCCUUGAGCGUUGACGACGAGGGCGCUCGCUACUUCAUGAGCGGUGUCACCCAUGAGAUGGAUCAGCGCUGGAGAGAGCAAGUCUUGGAUGUCACCGCCAAAGAUGUGAAUGAGGUCGCUGACCGCUUCCUCGUGAACGGCUCCCGCAAGACCACCUGUGUCCUCGGUGAGAAGAAGGACUGGGCCGACGCUGAAUGGGAGGUGCGGAAGCUGUCUAUGGGCCAGCAAGACGAUGCUCCGGCUGCCUAG